This is a messenger RNA of Ixodes scapularis (black-legged tick), 4614 nucleotides long. It is a transcript of the gene Lpin, whose product is annotated as phosphatidate phosphatase LPIN3. Gene Ontology annotation, molecular function: phosphatidate phosphatase activity; transcription coactivator activity. Gene Ontology annotation, biological process: fatty acid catabolic process; triglyceride biosynthetic process; cellular response to insulin stimulus. NCBI's taxonomy places the organism in Eukaryota, Metazoa, Arthropoda, Arachnida, Ixodida, Ixodidae. Bases 218 to 3379 code for a protein of 1053 amino acids. The transcript is spliced from 20 exons. The record is from RefSeq and is a predicted model, not a curated record. Gene Ontology annotation, cellular component: nucleus.
UGUGUUUGCGAUCACGCGAUGGACGCUGCAGCUGUGUAAAGGGACCUGUUAUGGCUACUGGUGCUGCUCUUCGUAGAGGAGCCGUUCUGUGCCCGCGCGAAGACGGUUCGUAUCUUGAGGUUCUCGAAGACCAGCGAGGAGAGACGUUUGAUCGACGCUUUGGGUGAGGGGAGCGCUGUCACCGGCGCCCUCUCCCCCUGGCACUCCCGGCGGCAGGAUGAACUACAUUGGGCGGAUCAUCACCAAUGUGCGGGAGUUCUGCAACGAGAUCAACUCGGCCACCCUAACGGGGGCCAUCGACGUGGUGGUCGUCGAGCAGCCCGACGGAUCCUUUGCCACCUCGCCCUUCCACGUGCGCUUCGGCAAGAUCGGAGUCCUACGGAGCAGGGAAAAGAUAGUUGACAUUGAAAUCAAUGGAAAACCUGUAAAUAUUCACAUGAAGCUCGGGGAAUCCGGGGAAGCAUUUUUCGUCGAAGAAGUAACCGAAGAGUCGGCGCAGGUGCCGACGUACCUGGCGACCUCCCCGUUGCCCGACUGCCACGACAUUGGCGAGGCACUGCACAAGCUCAAGGCGGCACUAAGUCGGCAACAACUAGACGAGGAAUGCCGGCAGCUGUCCAGCCAAUGCCCGGCAAACGUCAGCGACGCGGAAGACGACGUUGGUCCCCCGACUAUCACUGGCUCGACGCCGGUUACGCCCAUCCCCUCGACGUCGGUUGGGGAGCAUAGGCGACCGUCGACGGCCAGGGUACACAAGCCGACGCCGAUCUUGGCCCGGCAUAGGCCGCAGGAGUCCAUCGGGGUGCAGACGGAGCCCGCACUCACUGGCUGCGACGAGGACGAGCGUGACGAGCGCCUCUCCCUCAGCCCCGUUCCCGGGGAGGAAUCCGCCAAGCCCCCCUCGGCCCCUUCGUCGCAGCCGCCCCAGGGCAAGCGGCGCCGCAAGAAGAAGCACUCGGUGCACCGGCGGUCCCGCUGCCCCCCCGAGGACGCCCCCCUCCACACCCGCGUGCCCCAGCAGGGGGCAACGGAAGACACCCAGCAGGACAUCUUCCAGAUGGACAGCGACUUCGAUGACGACCGGACGGUGUCUAUCGGCGUGGCGUCCCCGUCGUCCUCUUCCCCCUCGCCCCAGCGGAGCCCCUUGGGGCCAUCCCUGUUCCUGAGCCGUUCGGUGACCAUGCCCUCCAACCUGAGUGCUGCACGGGACGAGUGGCAGCAGCACCUGAUGUCGACGCCCAAGCGGCUGUCGGUGACGUUUCCAGGAGGCGGAGGGUUCCACCCGUACAGUGAUGGGGACAUCACGCCUCCACACAGCCCGCACACGAGCCGUCCGUCGAGCCCCAAGUCGGACACUGAGUACGAGAACCAGAUGAUGGACGCCAACAGCCAGACCGAGGACAACACCAUCAGCUGGACCUGGGGGGAGCUGCCCCACAUCCCGGCCUCCUCGCGCUUCUCGGACAACGAGAUAGACGGCACCAAUGUCGCCAACCAGCCCAGGCGAAUCUCGUUGGAUGUGACGGAGGAGCGCAAGCUCGGUGGGCCACUCCUCUCCUCGGACGAGGAGGAUCUGCCGGACAAGCUGAAGGGGGAGGUCGGUAACCAGUCUGUGCUGGGCGGCGUGCUGAGCUUCAUGAAGCCGACCAAGAAGCAGAAGGAAGAUGCACCGCCUACCGCUGCCCAAGAGGGCAUCUUUCUGGACGACCUCGACCCCAGGGAGCUGGACCCCGAAGUUGCUGCACUCUACUUCCCAAAGUUCAGGUCCCCGCUUUCCCCGCGUGGCAAGGACGACGACGCAGAAUCCGGAAACGGUCCGUCGCUGUCCCAGUCGCCCAACAGUGACAACGGGGUGAGCCAGAUGGCCGCUUUGCACUGUCUGGAUAGCGACUCGGAGGACCGUCAAACCCUUUUCGACUCCUGCAAGAACAAAUACUCUGACCUGGCGAUGUCGCUGUGCGGAGGCCUCCAGGACUGUGAGAAGUCCCUGAUGGAGGAGAAGUUUGCCCACUUCAUGGUCACCUACGACCACUUCUGCGAGAACCCGGACGUCCUUGGCAACCCCGACCUCGUUGUUAGGAUGGGGGGAAAGUACUACACCUGGAGUGCAAUCGCGCCACACCUUCUCUCGCUCGCCAUGUUCCAGAGGCCCCUUCCAGAGAAAACUCUUCACCAGCUGACCGACGCACACAUGCCCAAGAAGAAGAAGAAGUCGACCCUGUCCUGGUGGUCCUGGGGAAGAGCCGAAGUCAAGCCAGACGACGCCGUGGACAAAGCAGGCUCGCAGCACAGUGACGAAAACCUCUGCGUCAGCGAUGGGAGUGAAGUGUCGGAGAUGGUGGGAAAGCCAAGCGACAUUCCCAACACCGACGAAGUUAUCCUCAUCGAACACUACCAUUCCACUACCGUCGGAAAAUUAAUGGUGUCGAAAGAGACCAAGGAGGAUGCGUCGACAUCGAGCGAAGCAGAGACCUCUGACACUCGUAGGCCCCCCGAGCACCGCAAGAUAAACCGGGAGAAGCGGUCGUUCUUCUGCGACAAGUACAAGAAGUCUCUGCGCCUCUCUUCCGACGAAAUCGCCAGCCUCAACCUCAAGAGCGGUCCCAACGAAGCGGUGUUCAGCGUCACCACAGCGUACCAGGGAACCACUCGGUGCAUGUGCCACAUCUACCUCUGGAAGCACGACGACAAGAUUGUCAUCUCGGACAUCGACGGUACCAUCACUAAGUCGGACGUGCUGGGCCACAUCCUGCCGAUCCUGGGCAAGGACUGGGCCCAGUCCGGGGUGGCCAAGCUGUUCACCAAGAUCCACCACAACGGCUACCAGUUCCUGUACCUGUCGGCCCGGGCCAUCGGGCAGGCCCACAUCACGAGGGAGUACCUGCGCAGCAUCCGCCAGGGGGACCUCUGGCUUCCCGACGGACCCCUGCUCCUCUCCCCCACCUCCCUCAUCAAUGCCUUCCACAAGGAAGUUAUUGAGAAAAAGCCAGAGGAGUUCAAGAUAAGCUGUCUACGGGACAUCCAGGCCCUCUUCAACGUAACAGGAAACCCGUUUUACGCCGGAUUUGGGAACAAGAUCAAUGACACGCUAGCAUACAGGGCAGUGGGGAUACCGGUAUCACGGAUCUUCACUAUCAACCACAGGGGAGAAUUGAAGCUCGAACUGAUGCAGAACUUUCUGUCGUCGUACAACUGCUUGAGCGACGUGGUGGACCACGUGUUUCCACCGAUCCACCCCGGGAGCUGCGACGCCUACUGCAACGGGCGGAUGAUGACGUUCCCGGCCUGCGAAGAGUUCACCUCCUUUACCUACUGGAGAGACCCCAUCGCCCCCGUGGAGAUCGAGAUCGAGGAGCCCGCCAAGCCCGCCCCCAAGUGAGGGGAGGGCCCACCCUCGGUCCAGACUCCUCCCCCUUCUAGUCUCUUGGGGUUCCCAUCCAGUCAUCCUCUCGUCAGGUUCCCACCAGAGUUGUCAGCUCCCUCAACGCCGCACCAAAGAAACACACCCCGUGCAACGUUCCAAGUUUUUUCUUCUUUUACGUCCCUGAACAUACAAUGUUUCAUUCACAAUAUUUUUUUUUUAGCCAUUAUAUUCGUACUGACUUUAGCAGUCUCACGAACAAACCUGAGGAAACCGGUCGUCGUUUUAGGCCAAACAUUGUUUUUCCUCCCGUGAUAUAUAUAUAUAUAUUACUGGCAUACAAACUUAUAUUCCUCGGGCACCUCUCGAAGGGCGGUGUUGUUUAUACUUGAAAUUAUAGUAUACAUUGUUCCUAGUUGGUAGUUUGGGUUAACGUAGUCCCACACAAUAAUGAGGUCAUAAAGGUGCAAUUGAUGUGUGUAGCUUUUGUUGGAGUGCAUUCCUCACUUCCUAACGCAUUCAUCACUAGCUCGUGUUGUGGUCAAUUUCGUUUCUAGCUGAGGAUUUCUGGAGCUUUAUCUUUGUUUCAUUGUGGUUAACCCAACCUUACUAAUACUACAUUUUUGUUUUGUCAGCUGUCAUCUUGCGCACCUGGUUACCAACUUGACGGUUGUCGAUAUCUCGACAUAGAUGGGGCGCCGACGUCUUUGUGAUUGUGCAAGCCGCUGUUUGGCUAUUGUAUGGAACUUGUGGAAGAGGUUUGUUUUGUUGUUUUUCGUCCUAAGUUAUGAGAAGUAUGGCAAAUGUAGCAUCUAUAUCUUGUCACGGAACACACCGACGAAGAAGAAUUUGAGGCGGUCGAGUGGACAAAGUGCACAUCUUGCUUUGUUCAAGUCGCUGUACCUGAAAAUUGAGCUACGCAAUCCCCACAUUUCCAUUUCGAUGCUUCAAAAUCACCCCAACUCAUGAAACAUGUGGCAGUGCACACAUCACACAAAUGACUGUAUAGAAAUCCGCGAAACCAAACGUUGACUAAUUGUACGGUUACGCAUAUAUAAUAGUUGACCGGUGAGUAUUUUUGGGAGGGACUCUUUACUGACUGUGUCCCUAUUUGAGAUUGUAUAAAAGAAGAAAAAAAAAAAUAUUGAUGUCUAUUGUGCCAAGCCAGGACAUCAUAGACGGUUCCUUGCUUUAGUAAUGCGUUUAUUAUUUUAAGUUCUGUUUUCGUUAAUAAAUAUUGUUGGUUGUCAUAA